UACAUAUGUAUGUAUCUCUGUGCGUGUGAGAGGUGUUUGUCUUUCCCAUCAUCAAAAGACUCUAAAAAAGCUUCUCAAAAGAACUCAGCUUUUAUUUCUUUGUCUGCCAUUAAUUUCCCAUAAAUCUAAUACUUCACUUCUGCCCACCCUCCCCACACAUCUCCUUCUCUCCAACAUCUCCUUUUCUCUCUCUCUCUCUCUCUCUCUGCAUACUUGCCUGCAAUUUCUUUUGUGGGUAUUGUUCUCAACCUCCAUUGAACAUUCCGGCCAACUCACUGGAGACCCCUGUUUUGGGUUGUUCUUAAAACUCCACUUUCUUGCGAGAAAACAGGAAGGGAAGAGACGGAAAGCCUGUGCUUUUAGUUUUUUACUCUGUGAAAUCUCCAUCUGGGUUUUGUGAUUUACCUCAUUUUCUCAUCUGGGUUUUCCUCAAAUCCCUCAUAAACCCAUUCAAUCACUUAAGAAGACAAGUGAAAAUGAUCAAACUCAUUGACCUGUACCAUGUUCUCACAGCUGUUGUUCCACUCUAUGUGGCCAUGAUCUUAGCCUAUGGCUCAGUGAAAUGGUGGAAAAUCUUCAGCCCUGAUCAGUGUUCAGGCAUCAACCGUUUUGUUGCCCUCUUUGCAGUCCCUUUGCUUUCUUUCCACUUCAUCUCCUCCAACAAUCCCUAUGCCAUGAACUACAGGUUCAUAGCUGCUGAUUCUCUUCAAAAAGUCGUAGUCCUUGUGGUUCUAGCCAUCUGGUCAAGAACAAGCUCUAGAGGCUGUCUUGAAUGGGCCAUCACUCUGUUUUCUCUCUCCACACUUCCCAACACACUUGUAAUGGGGAUUCCUCUGUUGAAAGGCAUGUAUGGUAAUGACUCAGGAAGCCUCAUGGUCCAAAUAGUUGUCCUCCAAUGCAUCAUUUGGUACACUCUGAUGCUUUUCUUGUUUGAAUACAGAGGAGCUAGGCUUCUCAUUGCUGAGCAAUUCCCAGACACUGCUGGGUCCAUUAUCUCUUUCAGAGUUGACUCUGAUAUCAUAUCUCUUGAUGGUAAAGAACCAUUGCAGACUGAGGCUGAGGUUGGUGAAGAUGGGAAGCUUCAUGUAACGGUGAGAAAAUCAACCAGUUCAAGGUCUGAAAUCUUCUCAAGGAGAUCCCAUGGGCCUAAUUCAGGCGUCUCAUUGACACCACGCCCAUCAAAUCUAACAAAUGCAGAGAUUUACUCUCUGCAAUCAUCAAGAAACCCAACUCCCAGGGGUUCUAGUUUCAACCACACAGAUUUCUAUUCAAUGGUGAAUGGAAAGAAUGCUAGCAAUGUGAGCCCAAGGCAAUCAAACUUUGGGAAUUUGGGUUUUGAUGAAGAGAAUGGAAUUGGUGGAUUUGGGAAUCAUUCAAGGGCUAAUGGGGUGUAUGGGCAGGGGAAUUCAGGGUACCCUGCUCCAGCGAAUGCCGGGAUUUUCUCUCCGGCAGCGGGGCCCGGUGGGAAGAAGAGGGCAAAUGGGGGAGAGGGUGGGAAAGAUCUUCAUAUGUUUGUUUGGAGCUCGAGCGCUUCGCCGGUAUCGGAGGGAGGGAUUCAUGUGUUCAGAGGAGGAGAUUAUGGAAAUGAGCUUGGUGGUGUUACACACACCAAAGAUUAUGAUGAGUACGGUCGAGACGAGUUUAGUUUUGGAAAUGGACCGGUUGCAAAUGGGGCUGACCGAGAGGGACCGGUCCUCUCUAAGCUCGGUUCAAGCUCCACAGCCGAGCUCCACCCCAAGACUGGUGCUCAAGGGGAAUCCAAGACAACCUCAAUGCCACCUGCUAGUGUUAUGACCCGACUUAUUCUGAUAAUGGUGUGGAGGAAGCUCAUUAGGAAUCCAAAUACUUAUUCCAGCCUAUUUGGUCUCACUUGGUCUUUGAUCUCAUUCAAGUGGGGUAUUGUGAUGCCUGCAAUAAUAGCCAAAUCGAUAGCUAUCCUAUCCGAUGCUGGUCUUGGAAUGGCAAUGUUUAGUCUAGGUUUGUUCAUGGCAUUGCAGCCCCGAAUCAUUGCUUGUGGGAACACAAUUGCUUCCUUUGCCAUGGCCGUUCGAUUCCUCACAGGUCCAGCAGUCAUGGCUGCUGCUUCCAUUGCUGUUGGAUUACGAGGUGUACUGUUGCACAUUGCAAUUGUUCAGGCAGCUCUUCCACAAGGAAUUGUUCCUUUCGUCUUUGCCAAGGAAUACAAUGUUCAUCCUGACAUACUAAGCACCGGGGUCAUAUUUGGGAUGCUAAUAGCUCUUCCUAUAACACUGGUUUACUACAUCGUGUUGGGACUUUGAAGUUGAAGCACUAAAGCUGUGCUGCUGAGAGACUCAACUAGUCACAAAAUUAGAUCUGACCCUUUUGGAAACUGGUAUUUUUGGCUUCUAACAGAAGAACAUAGAAGGAAGAAAUUCAGAACUUAGUAGGAAAGAGAAAAGAUGGUUAAGAGAAGAGGGAAAUGCUAAGAAGAUAAGACCUCUUUUACAAAAGGCUGAUAGGGAGAGAAGAUUGAAGAAACAUCAUUUGAAAAAUGAUAUAAUGAUCACCAUUGGCAGCUUAGAGUAGUAAUUUUUUGAUGUCUUUUUUCUACUUCCACUUUCUUAUGAACCACCUUUGUACCCUUUUGUGUUCUUGUUCUUUUGAUGAACAAAGUUAAGCUUGUUUGUAGUUGAGAGAUAUCACUAUAUAUAUAUAUUGGCCUUUUUUGAAGAAA
Molecule: messenger RNA, 2695 nt
Organism: Camellia sinensis
Lineage: Eukaryota; Viridiplantae; Streptophyta; Magnoliopsida; Ericales; Theaceae
Product: putative auxin efflux carrier component 1b
Biological process (GO): auxin polar transport; auxin export across the plasma membrane
Cellular component (GO): endoplasmic reticulum; plasma membrane
Molecular function (GO): auxin efflux transmembrane transporter activity
Source: RefSeq, a predicted model, not a curated record